This is a messenger RNA of Sceloporus undulatus (fence lizard), 2004 nucleotides long. RefSeq names its product dolichyldiphosphatase 1 (gene DOLPP1). Gene Ontology annotation, molecular function: dolichyldiphosphatase activity. Bases 18 to 734 code for a protein of 238 amino acids. The record is from RefSeq and is a predicted model, not a curated record. The transcript has 8 exons. Lineage: Eukaryota; Metazoa; Chordata; Lepidosauria; Squamata; Phrynosomatidae. Gene Ontology annotation, cellular component: endoplasmic reticulum membrane; intracellular membrane-bounded organelle. Gene Ontology annotation, biological process: lipid biosynthetic process; protein N-linked glycosylation.
UGCGGUAUCCGAGUAAGAUGGCCGCAGCCGGAGAGUGCUCGCUCGCUGUGCCGCUGAGUCCGGUUUCCCUGACGCACGUCGAGUAUCCCGCAGGUGACUUUACAGGUUAUCUCCUUGCCUACGUAAGCCUGGGUCCUAUUUUCAUCAUAGUUGGCUUCAUCACACUCAUUGUUUUCAAGAGAGAACUUCACACGAUCUCUUUCUUGCUGGGGCUGCUAUUCAACGAAGGUGUGAAUUGGCUCAUAAAGAAUAUUAUCCAAGAGCCACGGCCUUGUGCAGAAAUCCAUCCAUCGGUCCAUUCGAAGUACGCGAUGCCUUCCAGCCACUCCCAGUUCAUGUGGUUUUUUGCCAUCUACUCUUUCCUCUUCCUAUAUUUAAGAAUGCACCAAACAAACAAUGCCAGGUUUCUGGACUUACUGUGGAGACAUGUGCUGUCCCUCUGCCUCUUAACAGUGGCCUUUCUGGUCUCAUACAGUAGGGUCUAUCUACGCUACCACACCUGGAGUCAAGUUGUUUACGGAGGCCUUGCAGGGACCAUCAUGGCCGUAGUUUGGUUUAUCUUCACGCAGGAAAUCUUAACACCAUUAUUCCCAAGAAUAGCUGCCUGGCCAAUAUCUGAAUUCUUCUUAAUUCGAGACACCAGUCUCAUCCCGAAUAUCCUAUGGUUUGAAUACACCGUCACCAGGGCAGAAGCCAGGAACCGACAGCGUAAGCUGGGGACCAAGCUGCAGUGAACUUGGAAGGCUCUCCAGAAGCGGACCACCUGAUUCUGCCUAGCGAUGAUGAAGGGCCAGAGCAGAGAGACCUGUACAGAGCUGGGAGCGAGGUGUGGAGCCUUUUUAAAGAAAGACAGACCAAAGGACCAGGCAGGGACCACCACCUGAAGACCAGAGGCCUUUUCCAACCUAGCUGGAUCAACCCUGCUGCAUGUUGAGGACCGAACGGGCACAGGCCCCCUCCCUUCUCCCCAUUUAUAUAUUGCAGAUGCACAGUGUUAGGCACGCCCUUACUCUCCCUGGGGCACGACCUACGGGGAUUCCUCCUGCACAACUCGGCCCAUUUCGCCCGGAGCUUGUGCAAGACUGACGCCGGUAGGCCAUGCCCAUGGAUUUCUUUUUGAAAAAGUGGGGCAGGGGAGUGGGGUGCUUGGAGAAUAUACCUAGUAUCUUGUCAGCGGGAUAAACCAUAUAUAGCUCUGACAUUUUUUUUCCUAUCGAAUCUCCCCUUUUUUGCGGCAUGCAAUAUACCCACUAUUUAUUACUAUUAUUUUUUAAACGGACUGUUGUUUGCAAAAAGGGGUAGGGGGUGGGGAGGAAAUGGAGGGUGCCUGUUUGGAUAUGGGUUUUGGGGAAGGGGAAGCUAUUUUAUCUCCCCUGGGGGGCAUGGGGGAGGAUUGAGGGAGGGUUACUGAAGCUAAUGGGGAGGGGGGGUGGCAGCCAAGGGGGCUGGAUUGGCGGCCUUUUUUUCCUUUGACUUUUAAUUUUCCAUGACUGUUCAAAGCAUCUGGGUCAACCUCAGGUGCACUUUGUAUCAACUGUAAGAACAUUACAACUAGAGGGAUUGCUUUAUUUUUAACACUAGUGACCUUUCUGCACACGGGUUAGUGGAAGGUGCACACGCAUGUGAGUGUGUGUGUGUGUGGGUAUGUUGACACAGUGGUGAAAAUUCCACUAUGCUAAUUUUAUUUUUGUGGGGGUUUUUUUGGCCCACCUUUCAUUCAGAUAAACUUGUUCAGACUGUUUGCUAGGGACCAGUUCUUUUCCCUUUCGUGCCAAUAAUUUCAUCCCCUCUUCACCACAUCAUGCCUUUUCCUUCUCUUCCCCUACUCCUCUACCUAAAAUACCCACUCACACCACUGAAAACUUUGUUACUGGUUGUUUAACAUGGAAAAACAAAAGCUAAAAGGAAGCACUGUUAAGGCACCGCUAUGUUCUUAAUGGUUUACAAUGAUCCUUAAGCUAUCCCCAAACUUUUACAUACUCAAUAAAAGCGUUUUUAUGGUCA